AUGGAUCGACAAUGGAUGUACCAAAAAGAUGUUAAUUUUGAGGAAUUUUUACAAGGCGUCCGAAGUUUUCUUUUAGUUGCUGAAGCUCAUCGAUUAGCUAAAGGAACGAACGAGAUUUUUUGUCCUUGUUCCAAAUGUAAAAACUUUGUGGGGCAUAAGAAUAUCAACGAAAUUGAGUUUCAUUUGUUGCAAAAUGGGUUUGUUCGUAAGUAUAAUAUUUGGUCAGAGCAUGGGGAAUCACUCGCUGCAGGUAGUAGCACAUCAGUGUCCGGAUCUUUUGCCAAUGAAAACAAUGAUUCAAACAUGAAUCGUAACCCUGAAAAUUUAAAAAGGAUGUUCCACGAUAUGGAGGCUACUACUGUUGGUGAUUCUCAUCAAGAAAAAUUACAAGAGUUGUUUGUUGAGGCAAAAAAUGAUUUGUAUGAUGGUUCUAAGUACUCAAAACUUUCCGCUGUUUUGGAGUUAUUUAACUUAAAAGCAAGCAAUGGUUGGAGUGACAAAAGCUUUACAAGCCUUUUAAAAUUUUUGAAAAAAAUUCUCCCCGAGGCUAAUACGUUACCCAUUUCUAUAUAUGAAGCAAAAAAAAUAAUUUGUCCAAUGGGAUUAGGAUAUCAAAGAAUAGCUGCAUGUCCGAAUGAUUACAUGUUGUACAGAAAUGAGUAUGAAGAUCUACAUGCAUGUGUUACUUGUGGUACAUCAAGGUAUAAAAAGGAGCCUGAUGAACCUUUUGAUGAUGUGAAAAAAAAUGGACCCCCUGCUAAAGUACUAUGGUACUUUCCUAUCAUACCAAGACUUCAACGAUUAUUUGCGAGCAAGAAAGAAGCAAGGUUAAUGCGUUGGCAUUUUGAUGAGCGUAAGAAAGAUGGAAAAAUAAGACAUGUCGCAGACUCGCCUCAAUGGAGAAAUAGUAACAAUAAGUUUCUAGAUUUUGGUAAUGAGAUCAGAAAUAUCCGAUUUGGACUUAGUUCGGAUGGAAUUAACCCAUUUGGAAACAUGAGUAGUCGUUACAGCACUUGGCCGGUUUUUUUGUGCAUCUACAAUCUCCCACCGUGGUUAUGCAUGAAACGUAAAUACAUCAUGAUGUCAUUGUUAAUUUCUGGCCCGAAACAACCUGGUAAUAACAUUGACAUUUAUUUGGCUCCUUUGAUUGACGACAUGAAAGAUUUGUGGGGUCCGGGUAUAGAAGUGUACGAUGCAUAUAAGAAUGAGAAAUUUCGAUUGCGAGCCAUGAUUUAUUGCACGAUAAAUGAUUUCCCGGCCUACGGUAAUUUGUCAGGGUACAGCACGAAGGGUAAUUAUGCAUGUCCUGUUUGUGAAGAUGAGACACAUUCAAGGCGGUUAGAAAAUUGCAAAAAAACCGUGUUCAUGGGACAUCGAAGAUCACUUCCCAUUAAUCAUCUGUAUCGUAAUAUGUCUUUGGAGUUUGACGGGAAAACUGAGAUGAUAACCGUAAGGAAAAGACUUGAUGGAGAUUAUGUACUUGCCCGGGUUAACAUUAUAAACAAUGUGUUUGGAAAAACAACUCCUGUUAUUCAAGGAAUGUGGAAAAAAAGGUCAAUUUUUUUUGAUUUACCUUAUUGGAAGGAUUUAGAAGUUAGACAUUGCCUUGAUGUAAUGCAUAUCGAAAAAAAUGUAUGCGAGAGCUUGACAGGGGUACUGCUGAACAUUCCCGGAAAAACUAAAGAUGGAGUUAACGCUCGAAAAGACAUGGUUUCAUGGGGGAUCCACUUAGAGCUUGCCCUAGUUGAGAAGGAUAAGGGGCACACAUAUCUACCACCAACAUGUUAUACAAUGUCGAAAGAUGAAAGAGCACAAUUUUGUAAAUGUUUGCGUGAUAUUAAGGUUCCAUCUAGUUAUUCAGCGAACAUUAAGAGUUUGGUGUCAAUGAAAGACUGUAAGUUGCAGGGAAUGAAAUCACAUGAUUGUCAUGUUUUAAUGACACAUAUGAUUCCAAUCGCACUUCGCGGGUUAUUGCCAGAGCAUAUCCGACAUACAAUCACACAACUUUGUUCAUUUUUUAACACGAUCCACUUGAAAGUGCUUGAUCUUGAAGUUUUGGAUUCAUUGCAAAGCGAGAUUAUCCUGACCCUCUGCCAACUAGAGAUGUAUAUGGGUGUCUUAAAAGGGUAUGUAAGGAAUAGAUCUCGACCCGAGGGCAGUAUUGUUGACGGGUAUGUUGCUGAGGAGGCUGCUGAAUUUUGUACAGGCUAUUUGGAUGGUAUCAAAAGUAUUGGCGUUUCUCAAUCUCGUCACUUAGGCAGACUUAGUGGGGCUGGUACAAUUGGAUCAAAAUCUUUCAACCCGGACUAUAAACUUUUUGAGCUUGCACAUUUUGCAGUCCUCCAACAUAUGACAUGUAUUUCUCCAUAA
Molecule: messenger RNA, 2370 nt
Organism: Erigeron canadensis
Lineage: Eukaryota; Viridiplantae; Streptophyta; Magnoliopsida; Asterales; Asteraceae
Exons: 2
Coding region: 1-2370 (789 amino acids)
Source: RefSeq, a predicted model, not a curated record